Messenger RNA from Meloidogyne enterolobii, 788 nucleotides. The record is from the annotation of a GenBank genome assembly. NCBI's taxonomy places the organism in Eukaryota, Metazoa, Nematoda, Chromadorea, Rhabditida, Meloidogynidae.
UAGAAAAAUGGUUCGUAAAUUAAAAUAUCAUGAAAAGAAACUUCUCAAAAAAGUUGAUUUUAUUCAUUGGCCAGAGGUGGAUAAUAGCUUACAUGAAAAUAAAAUAAUGAGAAGAUAUCAUGUUGAGAAGAGAGAACAUUACACAAUUUAUAAUAAAUUAUCUAGAGAGGUGAGAGAAAUUGCUAAAAGAAUUCGGGAUUUGGAUGACAAAAAUCCAAAUAAAUUAAUAUUUGCUCGUCGUUUACUUGGAAAAUUAUAUGAUAUGGGCCUUAUUGAAACGGCAGAUACUUUGGAACGUUGUGAAGGUGUAACAGCUUCAUCCUUUUGCAGAAGACGUUUGCCUGUUGUUUUAUAUAAAGCAGAAAUGGCAACGACGAUCCAAAAAGCUAGUCAAUUUGUUGAACAGGGCCAUAUCCGUGUUGGAAUUGAAUUAGUUACUGAUCCUGCUUUUCUUGUUACUCGUACACAAUCUGAUCAAAUAACUUGGGCAAGAGAUUCGAAAAUUAAGAAACAUGUUAAGUUAUAUAAUAAUGAAAGAGAUGAUUUUGAAGAUGAAUGUUGAAAGUUUGUUUUUUUAUUUUGUUUUUUUAAUUGAACUUUUAAAGAAUUCUUUUUAAAUUAAAAGGUUAGUCUGACAUUUUCGAGAAUUUUUAUUUUUAUGUCUUAAACUUUUCGAGAAGUUUAGGACAAGUCUAUGUCCUAAACGCCAUUGUUACAUAAAGAUAAAUUUGGCUCUAUAUGAAAUUAGGUUUGGAAUUGUUUUUUUCCAUUACUUUUUUCCUCACUUG